This is a messenger RNA of Ambispora gerdemannii, 1988 nucleotides long. NCBI's taxonomy places the organism in Eukaryota, Fungi, Glomeromycota, Glomeromycetes, Archaeosporales, Ambisporaceae. The record is from the annotation of a GenBank genome assembly.
UUAGGAAAAGAAUUACUGAUGCCUUUCCUGAAGGCUUGCCAUAUAUAAAACCAAAACCCUUGCUUUACACUUCUGGCGCUGAUUGGGAAUAUCAACCUCACCCAUCUUUGAAGGGUAUCUUGAGAAAAGAGCUUAAAGAUCAUUAUAAAAAUUUUACUUCAGGUCGUUUUGACAAAUUGAAUCUUCCACUAUACCUCUUCCUUUCUGGAGCUGGUACUGGAAAAUCACGAAACGCUAACGAAUUCCACCAGACGGCAAUCACAUGUUUGUCAGCUCAAGAAGAUGAAGAGCUUUUGAUUAGAGUUAAAGAAGCUUGGGUAUUCCUUGUCAGCUUUGAGAAUGGUUUCAACUUGCAAAUAAAAAAUGAAUCUGACUCUUAUCUUGCCAUUGGAACUCGUAUGCUAUUUCAACUUCUUAGAGAGAAAAUGGAGUUUCGUGAAAUUAUCAAGACAUACGAGCCACCAGAUCCGUUGGAUGUUGUGUCAUUGAUUUCCAAAUACUAUAACCAAAACAAGAAAAACAUUACAGUCAUUUUGGUUGUUGAUGGCAUGCAACAACUUAUGAAGAAAAAAGAUGAUGGUUUAGAUUUAAAUUCUGAGUUUUAUGCGACACUGACAUCUGUUGCAAAUCUUGUAUUUAGUGGCACUUUCGUGAUACCUGUUUGCACCUCAACUAUUGCUGGGCCGAUUGAUAAUACGCUAAGAUAUUCGACACGGAAACGUAUAUAUUUACCAGUCACUUCUCUAAAACCUCCAAACUACCAUCAAGGAGAUAAUUUGAUUCCGGUUUUUAAAAAUGACGAGAUUACCAAUAUUCUUGUAGAAGACUGUGGAGGGCAUGGAAGGGCUUUAGAAGUUUUAAAUGAUUGCUUGGCUGGUCGUAGUGUUGAAGAAUGCAACGUCAAUACUUUGAUGAAUGAUCUGCGUAAAAACCUAAUUGAAAAAUAUGGUGGUACUAUUCUUGAUUCAUUGGAAGAUGCCAGGCCUAUUGCAAGAGCAAUAUUGACUCGGCGUAUUUUAAAUAGAUAUUAUCCUAUUCCUAAAACUAACAAAACACCAGAUGAAUUUGUUGGGAGUGGGUUAAUUCGAUUUGAACAAUUAAGUGAUAAUCGAAGGGGAUAUCUCACCGCACCGUACAUCUGGCUCUGGAUAUUUGUGGAGAUAUCCAAUGAAGAGGGAGAUCCAUUACUUCGAGAUUGGGAAUUUGCUGAUUAUGGGGAGCAAAGAGUACUCUUGAAUCCAGUAACCUCAUUGCAAGCGAAGUCAUGGCAGGGUUUUGAAAAAUUUGUCGCGUCAUUUCGUUGUAUAAAGUCAGCUGUGAUUGAAGAAGAUGAACUAACAAAGAUCUCAGAGGUUCACGCGGGAGCACGUUUGAAUGGUGAUAUCCAAUUUAAAAACCACAAUCUACGACUUGAAAUUGCAAAACACCAUACAGACACAAAAUCUAAAGGUCACACUGCAAGCGAAUGGAAUGUUGAUUGCUAUAAUUCUACCGUUGAUGUCCGGGAAUUCAAACAUUGUAUCAUUAAUGCCCCAGCUUCACCAUAUGGCGAUUCUUUCCUUUCAUUAGAUCAGCUAGGUACUAAAAGUCCAAAUGAAAUCCACCAAUCCAACUUGCGAAAAAAAGCAGUCAGUAAAAAGGAAUACCAAGAAGAGCGUGAAAAAUCUGCAUCAGAAAAUGAUUUUUUCAUCCUCUUUACGACUUCAAAUUGUAAUAUUGAAAUUCCGAAACGGUCUGGGAUUGUAGACAGAAAUGCCUUUACGAGCUAUUUUGGACCAUUUGCUGGAAGAGCAUACAAAUCCGCUAUGGCUGAUCCUCCUAUCUAUAAUAAAGUCAAGAAUAUCCAUACUGUUUCUCUUGGACAACUCUGCAGAAUGAAUCAAAUUAGCAAAGAACGAAUGAAUGCAAAAACAAAGAUACCAAUGAAUAUAUUGAAGAAUUUUUAUUUCCGAAAAGGCCUUCAUAUGAUUUCUCACAUUUUGCUUUGA